UAGUACACACACAGAGGCUUUCUGAAAAGUUGCAUUGCAUGUGAUUGAAAAUUUGAAUCACAGAUGAAAUAAAUUAGUUGUAUUUAUGACCCAUAUAGGUCUAUAAUAUACAAACAUACAUGCAUGUUUCUGUCUAUAAAUAGGGCCUUCUCUGCCAGGUAAAAAUAUGAAGCAAACCAGACAUAGAAGUACGAUUCUUUUGUUGUGAACACUUUAAAAAUGAGGUCCUUUGAUGUAAGGUUGUUCUGUUUUGUGGCUAUGACUAUGCUCAUGCUUGGAGCACUUCCAUUUUCCUCAGAUGCACAGUUAGAUCCAUCAUUUUACAAAAACACUUGUGCCAAUGUUCAUUCCAUUUCAUUAAAUAAUUAUUGUUGCUUGUGGCAGGGUUGUGAUGCAUCAAUUUUGCUGAAUAGCACAAGUACCAUAGUGAGUGAACAAGGUGCAGGACCAAAUAACAACUCAAUAAGAGGCUUAGAUGUUGUGAAUCAGAUCAAAACAGCGGUUGAAAAUGCUUGUCCUGGUGUUGUUUCUUGUGCCGAUAUUCUUGCACUUGCUGCAGAAAUUUCAUCUGUUUUGGCUCAUGGUCCUGAUUGGAAAGUUCCAUUGGGAAGAAGAGAUAGUUUAACAGCAAACUUUACCCUUGCUAAUCAAAAACUUCCGGCUCCAACCUUCAAUCUUAGUCAACUUAUCUCUACUUUUGCCAAUCAAUCCCUCAACAUAACUGAUCUAGUUGCACUUUCAGGUGCUCACACAAUUGGGAGAGCUCAAUGUAGAUUUUUCAGCAGUCGAUUAUACAAUUUUAGCAACACUGGAAAUCCUGAUCCAACUUUGAACACAACCUAUCUACAAACACUUAGAUCAAUUUGCCCCAAUGGUGGACCAGGGAAUACUCUCACCAAUUUGGACUUAACAACCCCAGACACAUUUGACAACAAAUACUUCUCCAAUCUUCAAUCUCUAAAUGGAUUGCUUCAGAGUGAUCAAGAACUUUUCUCUACAGUUGGUGCAUCUACACUUAGCAUUGUGAACAGUUUCAGCAGUAACCAAACUCUUUUCUUUGAAGCAUUUAAGGCAUCAAUGAUUAAGAUGGGUAAUAUUGGAGUUCUAACUGGCUCUCAAGGUGAAAUCAGAAAGCAAUGUAACUUUGUUAAUGGAAAUUCUGGAUUGGCUACUUUUGCUACUAGAGUAGAAUCAUCAGAACAACAGGGUGUUAGCUCAGCCUAAAAAGAUUAUAUAUUUAUUGUGGGUUGGAAAUUUUAAAGUAGUUCUUCUAUAUUCACAUACAUAAAUAAGUCAUGUUGUUUGUGGAUUGGGAUUGAUUUUGUACUUGAUAGAUGUAUGGAUAUCCAUUUGUGUUUUGUAUCAUUUAAUUUCCAAUAAUGUUAUAUGAGAAUCGACUGUUUUUUUA
Molecule: messenger RNA, 1408 nt
Organism: Arachis ipaensis
Lineage: Eukaryota; Viridiplantae; Streptophyta; Magnoliopsida; Fabales; Fabaceae
Source: RefSeq, a predicted model, not a curated record